AUGGAAGGUGUUGGAAGAAGUGGAAGUGGGAAGAUGAAGAAUAACAAUAAGAAAGGAGUAGUGUUGUUGGAAGGGUAUGUUGAUGAAGAUAUUUGUAGGACGAAAAGCCUAACAGAUGAGGAUCUUGAUGAGUUGAAGGGAUGUUUAGAUCUUGGUUUUGGGUUCAGUUAUGAUGAGAUACCUGAACUAUGUAACACACUCCCAGCACUUGAGUUGUGUUAUUCAAUGUCAAACAGUACUUGUUCUCCUGAUUGGAAGAUCUCAAGUCCAGGUGAUCAUCCUGAAGAUGUUAAAGCAAGAUUGAAAUAUUGGGCACAGGCUGUUGCGUGUACUGUUAAACUAUGCAGCUAG
Messenger RNA from Medicago truncatula (barrel medic), 351 nucleotides. RefSeq lists its product as uncharacterized. Bases 1 to 351 code for a protein of 116 amino acids. The transcript has a single exon. The record is from RefSeq and is a predicted model, not a curated record. NCBI's taxonomy places the organism in Eukaryota, Viridiplantae, Streptophyta, Magnoliopsida, Fabales, Fabaceae.